AUGGAAAUUAGUAAAAAAUAUGUACCAGUCUUCACAAAUGCCCUUAAACUAUAUCGAGAAGAUGUUACAUUUAAAAGGAUAUCUCCAGAUAAAAUUCCAGAUAUAACUAAAUUCUUUCCAGAUGGCUGGCAUCAAAAUAUCUCACCCAUAUAUGUAAGCCAAAAAUAUACCCAAACCCCAAAAAUUAUUCAUGAAAAUAUUUCAUAUUUAUGCUUAUUUCAGGGGAGUAGUAGUCAAGAUGAUAUUAGCAAAAUCAUAUGCCAGUAUACAGAUGAUCCAAAAAAAGUAUUUAAAAUUAUUGAUAAACAUUUAAGAGAUCAAAAUUUUGUAGUUUUUGAUUUUACUAAAGCAGUAGAUAAUCCUUUAAGUGUACGGCUUAGUUGA
This is a messenger RNA of Cetraspora pellucida, 384 nucleotides long. NCBI's taxonomy places the organism in Eukaryota, Fungi, Glomeromycota, Glomeromycetes, Diversisporales, Gigasporaceae. The record is from the annotation of a GenBank genome assembly.